Messenger RNA from Brassica napus (rape), 1984 nucleotides. RefSeq names its product defensin-like protein 242. Gene Ontology annotation, biological process: signal transduction. The record is from RefSeq and is a predicted model, not a curated record. Lineage: Eukaryota; Viridiplantae; Streptophyta; Magnoliopsida; Brassicales; Brassicaceae. The coding region runs from base 1 to 309 and encodes 102 amino acids. The transcript is spliced from 2 exons.
AUGAAGUUUGCUGGCAUUGCUGCAGUCCUCUUGGUUUCUUUUGCCCUUUUCUCUCUUCUUGACGCCGACUCGCAAGAUAAACCAGAAGAACCAAUUCUUGCACCAAUACCAGAACCAGUUUACUGUCGUUCGAAACAAAUGUUCAAGGGAUCAUGCAAAGACAGAGGCAGUCCAAGCGCCACUUGUUUCCUUGACUUCUUAGGUGCACGAAGUGCAAGUGAGAUGCCUAAGAACUGCCAUUGCACUCCUAAACCCAAAAACAUGCGUCUUUGUGAAUGUCAAGUUGUUUGCAAGGAUUGUUGUAAUUAACUAAAUAUGUUCUUAGAGUUACAAAAAAGUAACUAGUGUUAUCUUUACUUAUUUUCAGCAUAUUUUCAAUUAUUAUCAAAUUGUAGGCAUCGAUAAUAUCCUAGAUCUCAUACACUAUUUUCAGAGAUCUGAGUUCAGUAAUUUUCUUAAUUACAUUAAUUUCUUUUAGAAACAUGAUAAUUAAUAUCUUAAUACAUUUUGCUCCAGUCUCGCAACUGGACCAAUUGAUUAAUAGUAUUAAAAGUUUUGUACAUGUUUUUUUCUUCCGCAAAAUGAUUCUGCUUAUUUCUGCAACAUAUGGUAUUUGCUUACAGUGGUAUUUGAUGUAUAAAUACAGUAAAGUUGGCUUCAGAAAUAAACACUAUUAGUUUUUAGACUGGGAAGACGAGCUAUUUUGCCACGUGUAGUAUCAUCUUAUAGUACUAUAUGUCUCCUAAACUAUAGCCUCAUUCCAGAUGUUCCCGAAACAAAACGUUGAAGCCUAUUUUUCCAUGCAACUCAAUUUGAAAUUGGUUCGCAAAACCAAACAGAAAAAAACUCAAAAAUAGAACCAAAACCUAAUUUAGUUAAACCCAAACAAAAAAAAAGUGAUCCGGCCAUCAUCCUCUUCCUCACCCCUUUUUUUCCCUAGAUUUUACCCAAAUUCUUCUUCACCUAAUCCUAACCCAAUACUUCUUCAUUUACAUAUGUAUUGCUUCCAUUAAUUAAUUUCUUCUUCUUCUCUCAUUGUUUUGGAUAUGCUUGUUUAAUCUUGUCACUAGCAACACAGUCAUGUUCUCUAGAGAGACUAGUUCAUUGGUUUAGAAGUUUUGAUUCGACGGCCCCACCACCUCUAUUACCAAUAAACACAUUUUUUCUUUAUGUCUUCUCCUUCAACCCCAUUCUAAUUCAGAUCUUAGACAAGAGAAUCAAACCUCUUAUGUUUUGAAUUUUACUGGAUAAAUCAAAUCUCUUAAUCGAAGAAAACUAUCAUCAGUGUCUCAAGUUUAAUGAUAUUUAGACAAGAACAUCUCUGGAUAGAGAAGACAAGUCUCACGUAGAAGUAGAAGAAAAAGGAAGAAACUUUGUGUGUUUUAUGAUUUUGAUUUCUAUGGCUACGUCUACUAUGGCUUCAAGCUGGGUUCUUGAAAAUUUCUGAAUCUUUGAAUUCAGCCAUGUUUACAGAUUGAUGAAGAAAUAGGAAGACCAGAAGCGUUGGUUUUGUCUUAUUUUUAUAGAGUCUGUUUUUCUUAAAUCGGAUCGGGUUUAAUUUUGAAUUUGGUUUAGUUUUGGUUUAUUAUUAAAAUUUUGGUAGUUUUGGUUUAUUAUUAAAAUUUUGAUAGUUUUGGUUAUUAAAAAUUUUAAACCUAGUAAUUUAAUUUUAUGGGGUCAGGGAUUUCGAACGUUUAAUCUAAGGAGAUAAGGGUGGGCACUUUAUCCGAUAUCCGAAGCCGCAUCCGAACCCGAUCAUAAAAACUCGAACCGAAAUCCGAAUCGAAGUAGCAAAAUAUCCGAACGGGUAUUGAAUUAGGAGAGAUUAGAUAUCCGAACCCGAACGGGUAAUAUCCGAACCCGAAUGGAUAUCCGAAGAUAACCGAACAUAUGUAUAAUUAACCAUAUAUUUCUAGUUUACAUCUCUCAUUUUAUAUAAAAUAUUUAUAUUGAUACUAUACAUACGUUAAGUUCAUAUAAUAUA